GCAAUUUACUUCAUCAGGCAGCGCAAGAAGGGACGUCUCGAAUACGCCCUUGACGACGCCAAGUGGAACACUGAACGAAAUGACAUGAACAAUCUGCAAACCACGUGGAAAGCAAGCGAAUGGGGAAACAAAGGUUACCAACCAGUGAACUAGCCAAAAUUUCGUCAGAGAUACCUAGGGAUACGACAACGCUAUCCCUGCGUUGAUGAUGAAAACGAAACAAAGAAUGCUGUUCGGAUGUCUUCUGCCACGCCACCUGCACAAGGAUCUGCUAUGCUGCCUCCUUAUGCACGUGGCAGCGGAGGUCGAGCGAAAGGAUCUCGCGCCAGCUUUGCUGGCCAAAGUUGCGUGGGUUGGUUUUCAAUCUCGGGGUUUUGGCGUCGUUUUGGUAGAGCGUAUUGGGCUCAUGAUUUGCCUCACAAUCCUCUUCCCUAUUCUUCCAAUUCAUGUCUAUAUAUAUAUACCAUUCACUGACUUUUUGUAUUGUGUUUGCAACCGGACACUUCAUUUGAUUGUAUAUACGAAACUGCAUUGUAUAUCCAAUUACGCAGCCUCCUCUACUUUUCCCACUAGAUGGUGUAUGGCAUACAUAGCCAGGCUUUCAGGCUUGCCGCCUAGCAUAUCCCAUAUGUUUCUCUUUCAUAACCACAUCUUGUUUUGCUUACCUAGGGUUGAUAGGGGUUGUUCGAAUGCAAGAAGGAUCGAGCUUGGCCAAAGCACUCUCAAUUCGCCUUACGAAUUAACGAGGAGCAUCAUCGCCUGUACAUAGCAUUGAACUCAGGGAUUGGAGAUGUUCUUUCGUACGUCUACUAGAGUUCUAGGAGGGAAGACGACCUA
Aspergillus pseudotamarii is the source of this 837-nucleotide messenger RNA. RefSeq lists its product as uncharacterized. The record is from RefSeq and is a predicted model, not a curated record. Bases 206 to 769 code for a protein of 187 amino acids. The transcript has a single exon. NCBI's taxonomy places the organism in Eukaryota, Fungi, Ascomycota, Eurotiomycetes, Eurotiales, Aspergillaceae.